Plasmodium vinckei vinckei is the source of this 264-nucleotide messenger RNA. RefSeq names its product fam-a protein, fragment. Bases 1 to 264 code for a protein of 87 amino acids. The record is from RefSeq and is a predicted model, not a curated record. NCBI's taxonomy places the organism in Eukaryota, Apicomplexa, Aconoidasida, Haemosporida, Plasmodiidae. The transcript is spliced from 2 exons.
AUGAAUAAGUUUUAUAUUCAAAUCGGUUUAUUUCUUUUAAGCAUUUUCACAUAUGCGAAUAAUGAAACUCUUGCAACUGAGCCUGCUCCAGGAACAGCUGCAAAACCAAGUCGUUUUGCUACUCCAGAAGAAAUAUAUGAAAAAAACAAGGACAUCGAAUGUCGCGGUCACGACCAUACAUCAGUGAUCAAUAUUAUGAAUGAUGCUGUAAAACAUUUAAAAUACUAUGCUACAAGUAAAGGUGGUUAUGAAGUAUAUCCAUAA